AUGGUGUCUGUUGAGGAAAUUUGUCAUGCCCAGAGAGCUCAAGGCCCGGGUAAUACAUUAGCCAUCGGGAUAGCCAACCCAGCCAAUUGCGUCUACCAAGCUGACUAUCCUGAUUACUAUUUCAAAGUAACAAAGAGCGAACACAUGACUGAUCUCAAAGAGAAGUUCAGACGAAUGUGUGAGAAGUCACAGAUAAGGAAACGUCAUAUGCAUCUUUCUGAAGAAAUCUUAAAUGAAAACCCUAGCAUUUGCGAGUACAUGGCACCUUCACUUAAUGCACGUCAAGAUAUAGUAGUCAUCGAAGUACCCAGACUUGGAAAAGAAGCUGCAUUGAAUGCAAUCAAAGAAUGGGGUCAACCAAAGUCAAAGAUCACUCAUUUAGUAGUAUGCACUACUUCGGGUGUAGACAUGCCUGUCGCCGAUUACCAGCUCUGUAAACUUCUCUGUCUUUCUCCGUCGGUGAAUGGAUUCAUGAUGUACCAACAAGGUUGUUUUGCUGGUGGGACUGUCCUAUGCCCUGCUAAGGACUUGGCCGAUAAUAACAAGGGAUCACGUAUACUUGUUGUGUGCUCUGAAAUUACAGCUGUUACGUUCCGUGGUCCAGAUGAUAUUCACUUGGAUUCCCUUGUUGGUCAAGCUCUUUUUGCCGAUGGUGCAGGUGCGAUGAUCAUCGGUGCUGACCCUGAAACUUCAAAUGAAUGCUCACUCUUUCAAGUUGUUUCUGCUACUCAAAAUAUUCUCCCUGACUCGCAUGGUGCAAUUGAUGGACACUUGCGGGAAGCUGGUCUUACUUUCCACUUGUUGAAAGAUGUUCCUGGAUUGAUCUCCACAAACAUUGAGGAAAUUUUAACCGAGGUUUUUACGCCAAUUGGCAUUAACGAUUGGAACUCUUUGUUCUGGAUCGCUCAUCCUGGUGGUCCAGCGAUUCUGGAUCAAGUUGAGUUAAAACUCGAUUUGAAAGAAGAGAAACUUAGGGCGUCUCGUCAUGUGCUGAUCGAGUAUGGUAACAUGUCGAGUGCGUGUGUUCUUUUCAUCCUGGAUGAGAUGCGAAAAAACUCGAUCGUGCAAGAAAAUUGA
Messenger RNA from Papaver somniferum (opium poppy), 1077 nucleotides. RefSeq names its product chalcone synthase-like. The record is from RefSeq and is a predicted model, not a curated record. Gene Ontology annotation, molecular function: acyltransferase activity, transferring groups other than amino-acyl groups. The coding region runs from base 1 to 1077 and encodes 358 amino acids. Lineage: Eukaryota; Viridiplantae; Streptophyta; Magnoliopsida; Ranunculales; Papaveraceae. Gene Ontology annotation, biological process: polyketide biosynthetic process. The transcript is spliced from 3 exons.